UCAUACUUCCCACAUCGUUGUAAUGUAAUUUUGUCCAAUCCGACAGUACGCUCAUUUCGGAACAAACAGUGAAUAACAAAUAUCAUCAAGUCUACCUUGGAAUAAAUGUGAUAAAUCGUAUAGAAAAAAUAAAUUUGAGUUACCUAUUACCAAAUUAUUUCAAACUUGGAAUGUUUUUCGUCGCCCUAAAAAAAAAACAAAAAAAAAAAUUGACAUCGGAGACAGUAAAAGAUCAAAAUAUUCAUAAAUUCGUGGUAGCCGUCCAAAAUAAAUAAUAGUGCUUUUUCCUGGAGAAAUUGCUUUAAGCCUGUGACCAUUGUUUGCAGUAACAAAAGUGAAUUGCGAAAAAAGAAGACAAGCCCUGAAAACAUUAUAACCUACAAUUGAAAGAAGAAACAAAGCGUAGGAGAAAAGAAAAAAAAGGAGAAACACCUGAAUCUGUCUCGGUCCAUUCCCAAUUCCAUUGUUCGAUCAUCGAUCAAGGAUAAAUAAAAAAAACAUUGAUACAUAGUGGGGAUUACGUGGUGAAGAGAAUAACUACUACACAAACAACUGGCUCUCUUAAUUACUCUUUUUUUUUUUAUUUUUGGGUAGUGUCAUUUGUUAGUUGUUGUUGAUUUGAGUGCCCAGCUCUCUUCUGUUUAGUGUGUUGUAUGUACUUGGUGAACACAUUACUUUACUUGGAUAGCUGUAUAUACCUACAUACAUUUCUGCUGUUGCGGAGCACCAUUCACUCUCACCCCCCAGUACUGCAAGUAUUUGAGAGCAUACGUGAGAGCAACGACAUUUCAUUCUCUUGGCUAUUUGGUUUAAAUUCCACGCACACCCCACCUUAAAACAAAUUAGAAGACACCGCUUGCUGCUGCUUUCUGCCUGUGUUUGUCAAACAAAUUCGAUUCAUUUGAUUUAAUAUCUGUGUCAUAAUGUUCCAAAACGACUUUCAUAGAAAGAAGAAUUUUGCAAACCCACAUUUUUUCAAAACCUCUUCAGCAACGCCAAAGGAAAACUCUCCAGCUCCUGCCGCACAGCCCACGCCAGCUGCUGGACGUCCUGAAGCCAAAGAGGAAACCAACAAAGAAACUGAAGAAGUACGCACAGAGCAUUUGAUCAAGCAUCCGCUGCAAAAUACCUGGACACUUUGGUAUUUGGAAAACGACCGUUCUAAAUCAUGGGAAGACAUGCAAAAUGAAAUUACCAGUUUCGACACCGUUGAAGAUUUCUGGAGUCUCUACAAUCACAUCAAACCUCCAUCUGACAUUAAAAUAGGAAGCGAUUAUUCACUCUUCAAAAAAGGUAUCCGACCAAUGUGGGAAGACACGGCUAACAAACAGGGUGGUCGUUGGGUGAUCACAUUAAAUCGGUGUCCCAAAAGUGAAUUAGAUAAUCUAUGGCUUGAUGUGAUUUUGUGCCUAAUCGGUGAAGCGUUUGAUCAUUCAGACCAGAUAUGUGGUGCCGUUGUCAAUAUUCGCCAGAAGAAUAAUAAAAUUUCAAUUUGGACUGCCAAUGGCAACAAUGAAGAAGCAGCCCUUGAGAUUGGCCACAAACUGAGAGAAUCUUUGCGUUUGGGUCGUCAAAACUUACUUUAUCAGCUACAUAAGGAUACAAUGGUGAAAACGGGUUCAAAUGUCAAAUCUAUCUACACUUUGUAAACAAUUCUCUGCGAGCACAUAGAAAACAAAUUGGAUAUCAAAUUUUAGCCAUUACAUUCAAACACACUCACGCACCACUCGGACAUUUUUAUCUAUGCAAUUUCGGAAAAUUUGUAACGGAGUCUUCCCCCAUUGCGUAUGAAUGUGAAAUUAUUUUAAUUUCCUCCAGUAAUUUGCCAAAGUCCUUUGGCUCAACUCCUCAAGUCAACCGCAAAUUGCAAACUAAAUUCAAUUCAAUUGCAAGUAAUUGAGUCUCUUGGGCAUCAAUCAAUUUUCCAACGGCAUUUCUCUUCUGCAAUGAAUUACUUACAACAAUUACAAAAAGCUGGUCUUAAUUAUCGUCACCAACACGAAAAAAAAUACAAGAGAAAUCGGAAUGAAUGCUUUUUCACAUUUGUUUUGGCUUUUCGGAAACUUGUGGCAUGGCAAUUCCAAAGCAAGAAAUCCUUGGAAACUUCUGCCUAUCUAGAGACAACUACGCUGCAACGGAUACAAAUAUAAUUUUUUUAAUUUUACUUUUGUGUUGUAAAAUUGUAAAAAUAACAAUUACACACAUAUUGCUAGAUAUAUAUAUAUACAUAAAAUAUAUUAUACACGUAAACGAA
Molecule: messenger RNA, 2254 nt
Organism: Stomoxys calcitrans (stable fly)
Lineage: Eukaryota; Metazoa; Arthropoda; Insecta; Diptera; Muscidae
Gene: eIF4E1
Product: eukaryotic translation initiation factor 4E1
Exons: 5
Coding region: 924-1649 (241 amino acids)
Biological process (GO): translational initiation
Cellular component (GO): eukaryotic translation initiation factor 4F complex; cytoplasm
Molecular function (GO): RNA 7-methylguanosine cap binding; translation initiation factor activity
Source: RefSeq, a predicted model, not a curated record